Molecule: messenger RNA, 2466 nt
Organism: Cucumis sativus (cucumber)
Lineage: Eukaryota; Viridiplantae; Streptophyta; Magnoliopsida; Cucurbitales; Cucurbitaceae
Product: CDP-diacylglycerol--serine O-phosphatidyltransferase 1
Exons: 15
Coding region: 726-2105 (459 amino acids)
Biological process (GO): phosphatidylserine biosynthetic process
Molecular function (GO): L-serine-phosphatidylethanolamine phosphatidyltransferase activity
Source: RefSeq, a predicted model, not a curated record
AAAGCCCUCAAAUCUAUCUUUGACCAUCGCCCACACGAUCUCUCUCUCAUGGCCUCUGUUUGAUUCGGUUUUGUAAAUUUGAACUUUUCUCCUCGUCUUCAUCGUCUCUUCACUUUCUUCCUUCUUCUUCUUUCUUCUUCUUUCAAUCUCCCAUUUUUCUCAGUCCAAUCACACUCCCAUUUCACUCUCUCUCUCUCUCUCAAUUUCACUCUUCCUCUCUGUUUUUAUGUAUUUUCAGAUUCAAUUUCUCUGACUCUCAUUACUGCUUCCUUACUCUCUACUGCCUUCUAUCAGUCUAUUAAUCAUUAAUUCAAUCUUUCAAUCUAUCUCCUUCUCUGAUUUACGGCUGGGAUUCUUAAUCUCACGUCUUCACCGCCGUUUGUCGGCCUUCUUCACUUUGAACUCUACUACCCAUUACCGAAACAUAGAGUAUUAAUCUCUUUUCUACUUUCUUUUCUCAUUCUUAUCUUUUUUCGCCACCGUUCCCCUGGUUCUCUCACUGUUUAUGUUUCUGGGUUGAUGUCUGCUUUCCAUUUCUCUCGCCCUAUGCGUCGUCUUCAUCUUCCUUCGCUUUUCGAUUCUGUAUCUGCGCUGUGCUUCUGACUACAAACUGCUAGUUGAUCUCCAUCAGAAUGUUAAGCAGCAUCUUCAAAGAAGACAUCAAAUUUAAAAGCUUUCUGUCAAAUCACAAUGUUUAGGAAAAUUUGACCUUUUCAGUACAAUCUAUGGAACUUAUUGGUCCAAGGAGAGUGAAUAAAAAGAAUCACCUUAUUCAAGAGAAUGGUGAUUCUCUUUUAUCAAAUGCAGAUGAUCUUGAUCCGUGGACUGCAUGGGCCUAUAAGCCGCACACAGUUUCUUUGUUACUUCUUGGUGCCUGCUUUCUUAUCACCAUGGCCUUCGACAUUUAUAGUUUUGGGUUGGAUUCUAACACUUUGGAUAGGAAGAAUAAAGGGAGGGCAUUAGAGACUCUAUUUCCUAGUGCAUGCUGGGCCAGUGGUGCUCUAGAUCCUGAAUGCGCUGCUUCAAGUGAUCUUGUUUCAUCAGUUAAAAGGGGUGUGUGGGCAAUGAUCGCUGUAUUCCUUGCAUAUUGCCUGCUUCAAGCUCCUUCUACGAUUCUUAUUAGGCCGCAUCCAGCUGUAUGGCGCCUAGUACAUGGCUUAGCUGUCAUUUAUCUUGUAGCACUCACAUUUUUACUUUUCCAGAAACGUGACGAUGCUCGAGCAUUCAUGAAAUUUCUUCAUCCUGAUCUAGGCCUUGAGCUUCCUGAAAGAUCAUAUGGUACUGAUUGCCGUAUAGUUAUUCCUGAAAAUCCCACAAGCAGGUUUAAGAAUGUCUAUGCAACAUUAUUUGAUGAAUUUGUUCCUGCUCACAUAAUUGGAUGGUGGGGAAAGGCUAUAUUGAUCCGUAACCAGCCCCUUCUUUGGGUACUAUCAAUUGGGUUCGAGUUAAUGGAGCUUACCUUCCGCCAUAUGCUACCAAAUUUCAACGAAUGCUGGUGGGACAGUAUUAUUCUUGACAUUCUAAUUUGCAAUUGGUUUGGAAUAUGGGCAGGAAUGCGCACUGUUCGAUAUUUCGAUGGGAAAACAUACAAGUGGGUUGGCCUAAGUCGUCAACCUAAUAUUAUUGGAAAAGUGAAGCGGACCUUGGGACAGUUCACCCCAGCCCAGUGGGAUAAAGAUGAGUGGCAUCCGUUACUUGGUCCAUGGCGUUUCAUUCAAGUUCUUGCUCUUUGCAUUGUUUUCUUGACGGUGGAGCUUAAUACAUUCUUUUUGAAGUACUGUCUCUGGGUUCCUCCUAGAAACCCUGUAAUAGUAUACAGGUUGGUUCUAUGGUGGUUAAUCGCCAUACCGACGAUGCGUGAGUACAACGUUUACCUUCAAGACAGGAAACCCGUGAAAAAAAUUGGGGCAUUCUGUUGGCUCUCUCUUGCCAUUUGUGUGGUUGAACUUCUAAUUUGUGUGAAGUUUGGACAUGGUUUAUAUCCUAAACCAAUGCCAUCUUGGUUGGUGCAAUUCUGGAUAUCUGUUGGAGUUUCCCUUGUAUUAUUCCUGCUUAUUUGGAGCUGGCAACUUCACCAAUUAGUUGCAAGGAAAAAGUGGAAAUAAUUUUUAUUGAUUUCUUCAUAGGAAAAGAAAAAAGGAAUUCUUUUUAUUUAUGGGAAUCUCAUUGAUCAUAAUGUAAAAUUUUUAAUGUAUUUUGUAGAUAGCAAUCAGAUUUUCUAUUAGGUUAGUGGUAGAGUCGAUGUGAGGUUUUUCUUUGGAGGGAAGAAUGUCUUUCAUGCCUAAAAUAAGGCUAAUACGUUUGAUUAUCCACCCAAAUGGUGGCCUACAUCAUUUUUAUAUUGUGCAACUUAUAGAAUUUAAUUCAUUUGGCAUUGCAAUGCCUUCCAACAGUGUUUUGUUUCCUGAAUGUAAAUCAAACGUAUCAGAUUCUAAAAUAUAUAAAGAAUAAAUUGUUACACAGUCA